AUGAAGUCCGCCGCCCUUCUUCUCAGCCUCUGGGCCGGCCUCGCGGCUUCCAACCCCGUCAGCAAGCGACAAGGCGCACCGACAAGAGAGCAGCUAUGCGUCGACUUCGACGGCGACUUCAAGGCCUGCGAGCUGCAGGUGCGGAGUUGCGCCGCCGACUUGCAGAGCAAGGGCCAGGGCUUCACAUGGGAUGGCAUCAUGGAGUGUUUCCGAGAACGCCACCACGGCCAGCAGCAGGGUAAUGAGAAGGGACAGCCUGCGUUCAAGGCGGAUAUUCGCGUCGACACGAAUCGGGACGGCGUCGUGGACGUGCAGGGCGAGACGGAUGUGCAAGGCAAGGACGCGUGGACAGAGACAUCUGGCGCCAUCUUUCUCGCCAAUAUAGGUGACUCGGGCGGCAGGUGCAAGAAGCUUGCUGAGGGUCAAGGCCCUGCGGCGAUGAUGACGGAAACGCUCAGCCUGUGCCACGAUGCGUCCGACGAUGUGCAGAGGGCUCCUCAGUACAUGGCACCUAUACGAACGGUUCCUAUUUCAGGCCUGAGCGACUCGGCUACGGGGACGGUCACGGUUCCGGAUGAUACUGCGCGUGCCAUGGUUCGCAUAUUUCGACAGGUCGGCGACGAAGGAGGCUGGGAGAUUGUCAAGGACACGACCGUCUUCUCUGCGAGGGAGGUUGCACAGGGUCUUGUCCUUGGCAUAGAUGCCCGCGACACGCGACGUGCCAACGGCUGGGACGGCCGCGUGCGCAUCGACUACACCGUCCGUGACGGCGCCGCCAUCUCCAAAGACAGCGUGAUGCUCCGCGUCGCCCCGGUCCUGCUCCAGCACUACCUCCAGCCCGUCACCGAGGUGUUCUUGUCCUCCUUACCCGGGAUAGGCCCCUGGGCGCACGCCGUCGCCGCGAUGCGCCGCGGCGUCGAGGCCAGCAUGCGCAAAGCCGGCAUCGCGAAGCCGGUGCAGCAGCUGCCCACCGACGACCCCUGGGCGCAGGACGUCUUCGAGCCCGGGUACACGAGCAUGCCCGGGCCCGACGGCUCGUCCGUCUCGCUGCGCGUCAUGGUCGAGGGGCGGCGCAACUUCCGCAACGCCGUGCGCCUCAUCUACUCGCGCCUGCGCGGCGAUGGCGUGGGGGGUUUGAUCGCCGCGCCGCGGAGGAACCCCCGCGGCGUGGACGACACGUUCCAGGCGGGCGGCAACAUUGAGACGAUCCCGCCGUACGCGCACAACGGGAGGAACUAUUCGAGCGGGCGCAUCGUCAUGGGCGGUGGCGAGGAGGGCAGCGGGGUGUUCCCGCGCGCGAGGGACUUCUUCGCCGCGCAGGAGAUGCAGGACCCCCUCGUGCUGGACACGGCGUGGCUCUUCGUCGGGCACGUCGACGAGGUGAUCCAGUUCCUCCCCACGACCGCGACGCCCCGCGGCUGGAGCGUCGUGGCCGUCGACCCGGAGCUCGGGCUGAAGCUGCUGCGCGCCGCCCAGCGCGACGGCCACGGCGGCGUGCCCGUCAUGUCGCGGGGCGGCGAGGCGAAGAUACACCCGGGCUUCCACAGCCCGACCAUUGACGAGUUCCUCGCCACCGAGUCGAACCUCGAAGCGGCCGAGGCGUGCGGCAAGCGCAUGGCCGCCAACAUUGAGCUGCUCAAGCGCGAGACGGGCGUCGCGGACGAUGAAAUCUUUCGCGUGCCAGCCCUCUUCGGUGAGGCGGCGCACGUGGCGGCACAUAUCCGCGGCAGCGCCGCGAAGCCGCCGAAGACAACGAACCGGAUGGGCACAGCGCCUGGCGAGGACGAAGACGCGGACGAGGGCGCAACGGGCCCAGAGGCGGACAUCCUCCAAUGGGUCGACCUUCACGGCCCCGCGGCGCAGCCAGAAAGCACCACCGGCAGCGACAGCGACUCAGACAACGAAACGCGAGACGACCUCCUAUCAAACCGCUUGCUGCGGAAGCAGCAAACCCCUCCUCCCCGACGCACCACCUACGACUCCUGGCUCCCCAGCCUCGUCAACGGCGUGUGCCUGACCCCCACGCGCUACCUCGCCCCCAAGCCCUUCGGCCCCGUCGUCUUCCGCGGCCAGGACAUUUUCCAGUACUACGCGGCGCGGAUGUACGAGCGGGCGGGGUUCAGCGACGUCGACUUCCUCGACGACUGGCUUUUCCACACGAGCAGCGGGGACUUGCACUGCGCGACAAACACCUAUCGCGACGUCUCGGCGCCGUGGUGGUAG
Purpureocillium lilacinum is the source of this 2223-nucleotide messenger RNA. RefSeq lists its product as uncharacterized. Gene Ontology annotation, molecular function: calcium ion binding; protein-arginine deiminase activity. The record is from RefSeq and is a predicted model, not a curated record. NCBI's taxonomy places the organism in Eukaryota, Fungi, Ascomycota, Sordariomycetes, Hypocreales, Ophiocordycipitaceae. Gene Ontology annotation, cellular component: cytoplasm.